AUAGGUACAAAUAAAUGAUUAACACCUUUCGUGCCCAGUGAGUUUUCAAUCACCUGUGACAAACAGUUCUGUGUCUUGUUUAUUAAUUAAAAAAUUCAAACCAUGUCUCAGCAUCCACACGGCAACCCACCCUAUGGUGGACCACCUCCUCCUGGUGGAUUUACUUACGUCCCGGCUCCAGUAAUGAUGCCGGUGUACCAACCACCUCCACCACCACCCCCACCAGAACCAGUCCCACCACCAACCGUUGUCACCAACUACAUCUACCACCAGCCACCUCCACCACCACAACCUACUCCAGUCACCAUUGUUGAAGAAAUCAGAAUUCAGCCACAACCAAGUAAUCCAUGGGCUAAUUUACUGUCCACUGCUGAGAUGGGAAUAUCUACAGUUGGAAAAGGCUUGUCCCUGCUUGAACUUAAGAUGCAGGAAAAAAAUAAGAAAAUUACUAAUACAAUUGAAUGGGUACCCAGUACAGGACCUGAAGUGGGUAUACUGAGGCACAGAGCUUUCGUAGCAGGCAGAGAAGGUUGGGAUGGUAGCCCUCUUUGUGUGAUUAGGGCACACCACAGUGGAGAGUUCGUCCCAGGAAAGCUGGCCAUCAAACACCAAGUCGCCUACAUCCCACAUGCAGGUCGAGAAGUUCCUGUCCACAACUUUGAAGUGCUGUGUGCUUCAUCUCACGCAGUCCGCUGGUUGCCCAGCAGCAACGGCCAGGUUCCAGUCGGAGCUAUUCCCGCUGGCAACACCCACAGCGGCGAACCUCUGUACAUUGGUCGUGUUACACACAUGGGAUCUAUCACACCCGGCAAAGUGCACCCUAGUCAUGGAUGUUGCUACAUUUCGUUCAACGGCGGUGAAGUUGCACACAAAUCCUACGACGUACUCUGCAGAAUUGUCGGUUGAAACGCCAAAGAAGAAACAUAAAUAUGUAUAACUGUUACAUUUUUAAUACUUUAGUAUCAUUCAAAAAAUGUAAAGAAAAGACAAUCUCGAUUAUAUAUCCAGCACUAAUUUUAUUAUCGCCUGUGAAGAUUUUUAGAGUAUAAUUUAAUUGAUGAAUGGAAUUCGAUUUUAUUUUUAUUUGGUGAAUUAAAUAUGAAAAAUGCACCUACAAAUGUAUUUUACUGAUUGACACAUACUUCCUACAAGGCCCAGUGGACAGAUAUUAGUUUAUUUGUCGUAUAUUGGUUUAUUACUUUAUUGGUCUUUAAAGGUGGCAAAAAACUAAAUAUAUACUGUGUUUAAGCUCAUUAUAUGUCAAUUUCUUUCGUUAAUACGAUCAUACGAUAAGAAUUGUGUUUUAGUUUUUAACUAUGAAUAUAUUGGUCAUAAAGGAUUUUGUAAUUAUGCGAAAAACAUUAAGCUAUUUUUAUACAAAUACAAAAAAGAAAUAGUUUGUACUACUUUGGAUUUAAAAAGAGAACUCGAUAUGUUUC
Molecule: messenger RNA, 1439 nt
Organism: Spodoptera litura
Lineage: Eukaryota; Metazoa; Arthropoda; Insecta; Lepidoptera; Noctuidae
Gene: FaMeT7
Product: putative proline-rich receptor-like protein kinase PERK11-like
Source: RefSeq, a predicted model, not a curated record